Molecule: messenger RNA, 402 nt
Organism: Linum tenue
Lineage: Eukaryota; Viridiplantae; Streptophyta; Magnoliopsida; Malpighiales; Linaceae
Source: the annotation of a GenBank genome assembly
GGCAAAAUCUGUGAAUCUCAGGGCAUCGAUUACACCUACGCCUCCGGCUGGCUCGGCAACCGCACCUUCCUCGAGAACGACAUCGCCACCAUCAAGCCGACCCACGUCUUCAACGCCGCCGGCGUCACCGACCGCCCCAACGUCGACUGGUGCGAACUGCGAAUCCCACAAGGUCGAGACCAUCAGGACCAAUGUGGUCGCCUCGUCCCUCUGACCCUUGCCGAUGUCUGCUGGGACAAGGGCCUUGUUAUGAUUAAUUACUUCAGUGGAUGUAUCUUCGAGUGCGAUGACAUGCACCCUCUCGGGUCCGGUAUUUGGUUCAAGGAAGAGGACACUCCUAACUUCACCGGAUCUUACUACUCUAAGACCAAAGCUAUGGUUAAUGUUCCGCCUCUUGAAUGA